Australozyma saopauloensis is the source of this 1308-nucleotide messenger RNA. RefSeq lists its product as uncharacterized. The record is from RefSeq and is a predicted model, not a curated record. The coding region runs from base 1 to 1308 and encodes 435 amino acids. Gene Ontology annotation, biological process: transcription elongation by RNA polymerase II. Gene Ontology annotation, molecular function: chromatin binding; RNA polymerase II complex binding. NCBI's taxonomy places the organism in Eukaryota, Fungi, Ascomycota, Pichiomycetes, Serinales, Metschnikowiaceae. The transcript has a single exon. Gene Ontology annotation, cellular component: Cdc73/Paf1 complex.
AUGUCGCUGCACCAUAAACCUGUCCGUCAGGACUAUAUCGCCAAGGUUCGCUACACCAACAACUUACCUCCACCACCACUAAACCCACGGUUUAUCAAGUACAACACAACACAAUCGCUCACAUUGCAACAGGAGAAUGAUGCGCUCAUGAGCUCCUUGUUGCGAAAGGAGUAUAUGGCACUGUUGAUUGGCCAGAUCGACGAGGAGUUUGGAAUGCCUGUCAAUCCACUCGAGUUGCCCGACUACUCGCUGGCUUUGCAAGGGAAGAGUGUUAACGAUGUCCCUCUACAUGCUAGCGAUCGUGCGCUUUUGAGAGAUGCUGGAAUUGGUAACAUUAACAAGUCUGAGCCAGGUGUUAGUUUCCUUCGUAGAACAGAGUACAUUGCCGAGCGUACUGCUUCAAAACAAGACGACCGCGCCGAAGGUCUGGGUAAAACGUCUGGUGAGGAGAAGACGGAUCCAGACUCGCAACUUCGUGCCGUUGAGGCUAGCUUUGAGCACGCUCAGGAGUCAUUGACCAACUUCGCUGCUUUGAAGCAUCCUCGCAAGAAGCACUUGAAGCCUGUAGGCGCUUUCCCGCUUCUACCCGAUACGUCUAUGAUGGACAUGCAACUUUUGACUAUCAAAUUUGCAGGUUCUGCCUCCUUGGUUAGAGAGUUGGAGUUGAAGAAGAGACAAGAGGGUAGCCGGUACGACGGUGAAUUCCACACAAAAGCCUUGAAGAGCGCUAUUUUCAAGCCCAUCACUUCUGAAGACGGUGAAUGGGUCAGUUUGUACCAGCUUAAGGACAAAGGUGCCGUUGAAGAUAUGAACAAACAGUUGCAAUCUACCGAGAAGGAGCAGCCGAUGAAUCUUCUUGAUGAAGAGGAAGACACUGCAAAGCCAUUUGUCUACAGACAUUUCAAGAACUAUGAUAUGCACUUCCACCGUCAUUCUAAGCCUUACGAAGAAAUGGCACUCAAAUUUGUCCCUGUGGAUGGAAACCCUAAAAAACGCUCCGCCGCUUUGUACUACCCUAUUACUGGAAGAGUAGAGUUGAAGAAGCACAGAGCAUCAAACAAUACGGAAAUCAACAGAUUCCUUGAUGACAGCACUGCCGACAUUAUCAAUUUCAGAUUACGUGAGCCAAACACUAAUGAGUUGAAGAAAAUGGAUCUUGCUCGUUCGGAGUACGAUCCUAUGGAGUACGAUGGUGAGGAAGAAGAAGAGGAGGAAGAGGAUGCUGAGGAUGCUGGUGUCGCUGCAGAUGAGCAAGAGGAGCCUGUCGCCAAGGUUGAGGAACAGGAUGAAAGCGAGGCUGAUGCCUAA